AUGCAGGCCAUGAUUGAGGCGACCUUCCGCCCCGUAGAGUUCGCGCUGGGGCCCGAGAACGUGUCAGUCUUGUGCCCCGCGCACAAACUCGAGAAAUGCGCGGACUGCGACGUGGACUACGUCGGCAUGAACCGCCUGUCGCGUACAUUGAACACGAAUACGAACCUCCGCUGCCCACCACCUCCCAACAUGGUUAACAAGCAGCUCAGCCAGGCGGUCACCAAUACGAAGGAAGAGGGAAACGCCCUGUUCAAGGGCGGAUUGUAUGACAAGGCUAUCCAGCGAUACACAAUGGCCGCAAACGUCGCAACUCAGCGCGCGCCCUGGGAACACCAAGUUCUCUUGCGCGAAGAGCUGGCUACUGUCCUUUCCAACCGUGCCGCUGCCUACCUCGAGGCAGGAGACUACAUUGCAUCCCUCGUCGACGCCGAGAUCGUCAUCCAAUUGCGACGUAACUGGAGCAAGGGAUACUUCCGGAAGGCAAAGGUGCUGCUCAAGAUGGACCGAAUGGGCGAGGCGAGGGAAGCUAUUCAGGUCGGCUUGGCCUUUGAACCCGAGAAUAGGGUUUGCCCUUUCAUUCACGUAACUUGUCUGCGUUUGCUAACCUCAGUUCCACCCCAGGAACUGCAAGAGAUCCUUGCAAGGAUCGACUUCUUCCUCGCCAAAAAGGAACAAGGGCAGCGGUCUAUUGAAGUAACAUCAUCGAGCUCGCAGUCGCUCGUACCUCCCGCAUCGUAA
This is a messenger RNA of Rhodofomes roseus, 738 nucleotides long. RefSeq lists its product as uncharacterized. The record is from RefSeq and is a predicted model, not a curated record. NCBI's taxonomy places the organism in Eukaryota, Fungi, Basidiomycota, Agaricomycetes, Polyporales, Fomitopsidaceae. Bases 1 to 738 code for a protein of 245 amino acids. Gene Ontology annotation, molecular function: Hsp90 protein binding. The transcript has 2 exons.